UUGUAUUGUCGUAGGGUUUAUUUUAACCUCAACUUAUUACUUUGCAUUUUCUAGAAAAGUUGUUUUAAAAUAUUCAACAUGACGCGUGUGGCUGUUGUAACCGGAGGAAAUAAAGGCAUUGGUUUUGCUAUUGUAAAAGGUCUUUGUAAACAAUUUGAUGGAAUUGUAUAUUUAACGGCUCGUGAUGUUACCCGAGGAACGAAUGCUGUUAAACAGCUGGAAGAACAAGGUUUAACACCAAAGUUUCAUCAACUUGAUGUCACUGAUGAAAAUAGCAUUUCCACUUUCCGCGACUAUUUACAGAAAACCCAUGAAGGCCUUGAUCUAUUAGUUAACAAUGCUGCUAUUGCAUUUAAAACAGAUGCUAAAGAUCCAUUUUCUGUGCAAGCACAAGAGACAGUGAAGAUAAAUUACUCCAGUUUGAGAAAAGUAUGUAGCUUACUUUAUCCACUACUGAAACCACAUGCACGUGUAGUACAUGUAUCAAGUUCUUCUGGUCGUUUGUCAUUGAUUCCUGGUGAAUCAUUGAGAAAGAGAUUUUCUGAUCCAAACCUUACAGAAGAAGAAUUGGACAGUAUCAUGAAAGAAUUUGUUGAUACUGCUAAGGCAAAUACACAUUUGGACAAAGGGUGGCCAAGUUCUGCCUAUGUUGUAAGUAAAGUGGGAGUAUCUGCACUAGCUAGGAUUCAUCAGAGGAUGUUUGACUCAGAUUCACGUGCAGAUCUUGUAGUAAAUUCUGUACAUCCUGGCUAUGUAGACACUGAUAUGACUAGUCAUAAAGGUCCUUUGACACCAGAUCAAGGUGCUGAAGCACCUCUCUUCUGUGCAUUACUACCAGAAAACACAGAUAUAAAAGGUAAAUACAUCUGGUUCGACAAGUCACUGGUGGAAUGGACAAAGGAUGCAUAAAUGUACAGAAAAAUCAUCUAAUUUGAUAUAUUUUAUGUUUUUACAAUAAAUGA
Habropoda laboriosa is the source of this 962-nucleotide messenger RNA. Its product is annotated as carbonyl reductase [NADPH] 1-like. Gene Ontology annotation, molecular function: carbonyl reductase (NADPH) activity. NCBI's taxonomy places the organism in Eukaryota, Metazoa, Arthropoda, Insecta, Hymenoptera, Apidae. Bases 79 to 909 code for a protein of 276 amino acids. The record is from RefSeq and is a predicted model, not a curated record. The transcript is spliced from 4 exons.